Molecule: messenger RNA, 2178 nt
Organism: Chrysemys picta bellii (western painted turtle)
Lineage: Eukaryota; Metazoa; Chordata; Testudines; Emydidae
Source: RefSeq, a predicted model, not a curated record
AAUAUUGCAAACUUUUCUGAUGUAACAUACGCAAUUCAGAGUAGUGCUACUUUAAUAACUACAGUGGUGGCUCAUUUGAUUUGUGUAACAAAUUCCAAGGAAUUUUCAGAAUGCCAAAAUACACACUCAAUGAAUUUGGCUGUUUUUAGUUUUAAAUAUACAGUGCAUGCUUUCCAGUUUCAGUUAUUAAUUUAAUUGAGAACAUUGGCCAAAACUGUCUCACGUGGGUGCCUAAAAUUAGGCAGCUAAAGAAAGUGGUUUGAUUUCCUAAAGUGCUGGGCACUUGCUUUGUUAAUGCUGCUGCUCCAUGGGAAGCAAUGGGAGAGGGCUUUUGGCUAAUCUCACAUAAUUAAAUUUAGGGGCUGCUCUUUGCCUAGAUUUUCCUCUGCUCACACUUAUCCUUACUCCUCAAGCUUCUUCUCUGCUAGCCCUUAGAAUCUUCUCGGUACUAUUUGUGUAACUGCUUGAAUCAUGGCCUGAGAGCUUGACACUGUCUCUGCUGAUAUCGAUAUAAUUUGAUAUUGAUGUGGCAGAGCAUAGGGCACAAUGAAGAUAAACUCCAUGUAUUGUUUAAAGCGUCAUCACCCUUUAGAGCAGAGGACUUGUACCAGUACAGUUAAACAGCGAUUCAUUUUAAUUUUAUGUCCUUGCUGCCCCUAAAGCCACGUAAGUAUCAAGGGAACCCGCCUGGCAAUGGAGACAAUUUCCUACUGCAGUCUCGUAGUAGGAAUUGAGCUGUUUGACAGAUUUGGGGAUAUAGAGAAACUGCAAAGGGAAAUAGGUAGUGGUAGGCCUGCCCUGAAUGCAGUCACUACACUUAAUUUGAUCUGCUACAGGCAACCUCUCUUGCGGUGUCAGGAGUUCAGAUUUCCUUGGGAGGACAACAGCCACCUGAAUCACUAAUCUUGCACUACUUUUUUUUUUUAAAAUAUAAUAGUUUAGAUUUAUAAAAUAUGUACUAUGAAGUGGUACAGUGAUCUUUCUGGUGAAGAAGAGGACAAAGUCAAAAAGUGUGUAUUUGAGCUAAUUAUAUGGGUUUUGUACCAGCUGCACCAGUCAGGCUGAAGUUUCAUCCACAUCCUUUCAUAAUACAAGUUAUCGCAUUUACAAAUAACUAAAAGAUGACUGUCAAACUUCUGAGACACAAACAGAUAAAUUCAGUCCAGCAAUUAGUAAACCAAUGGAGAAAUAGAUUGCUUGAGUUGAAGACUCUAAAUACAUCUACCAAAGCAGCAUUGGUAUCUGAACUGAAAAAUGUGGUUAGUCAACCAUUGCCUGCCUUUGGAUUUGGUGGACAACAAACAUCAACCUUUGGGUCAUCAGGCUUUCCACUAAGCAGCAGCAGCAAUAGGAGUGCCAGCGGUUCUUCCUUUAAACCAAAUACUGAACUUGUUAAUGCAUCCUCUGGAAGCACCACUGCAUUUGGAAGCUCUUCUAUUGUUCCGGAUCCUUCCGCAUUGGGUGUGACCUCUUCCUCAAGAUCAGCCCCUUCCAUUGGCUUUGGUAGCCAACCAGCUUCAUCUGCAGCCUCUUUUUCAUUUAAAAAGCCUGAAACGGCAGGUGGUUUUGGAACUUCUGGAUUUUCAGGGUUUGGCAGUUCCUCUGCUGUAAACUUGUCAAGCACAACCCCACUUCCAGCCUUUGGAGCUGUUAAUGCAGCAGUUGCUGCCCCUGCCUCAGAAUCAGGCAACUCUUUAUUUGGACAGUCUGUUAGUGCCUUUGGAUAUAAUGUAGCACCAGCACCUGCUGCAGCCACAAGCAUUGUUACUUCAGAUACGCUAUUCACACCAAAGACUGAUCUAUCACCUGAGGAGUUGAAGCAGUUUGAAGCAAAGAAGUUUACGCUAGGAAAGAUUCCUCUAAAGCCACCACCAAUAGAGCUUUUAAAUGUUUGAAACUAUAACAUGUACAGUAAGCAAAUUCUGAAAUUAAACUUUUACAGAAUGUUUUUAAUUUUCUGUAAGUAGGCAACUUGACACUUUAACAAUUCAAAUAUGUAAUUUUGAGGUUUGGCACUGAACUAUAUACUUCUUGUGAGUUAAAUUUUAAUUUCCUUUCUAAGGCUGCUCCAGGAAGGUAGGAUCCCAAUUGUAAAUAUUCUUUGUUUGCUUUGGAAGAGUCUUUAAACCCAAGAAGUUUACAAUUGAAAAUAAAGUUUUUAUAGUAAAUUAACAAAAA